Molecule: messenger RNA, 845 nt
Organism: Malus domestica (apple)
Lineage: Eukaryota; Viridiplantae; Streptophyta; Magnoliopsida; Rosales; Rosaceae
Source: RefSeq, a predicted model, not a curated record
GGGGAGCAUGUGUUGCAUAUUGCAUAAAGAAUACGGGCCCACAAAUUCUGUUUGGUCCUCACAAGUGUGGAUAUGAUGGAUCUAAUCAAAAGUGAGAACAGGGUGAGACUUCUAUUCCAAAGUAAGAGAACUAGGUUUAUAAUUAUUCCAAAAUCUGGCUUUGCUGGAGUGGUGAUGCGAGCAGCGGGGGCUGUGUUUGUGGCAGCGGCUCGGUAUUCAAUCACGGCACCGAACGUCGCGACGGCUGAAGCUUUGGCGUUGCUUCAUGAGUGUGAGAUGGGUGCCUCCUUGGGUCAUAGGUCGAUAAUCUUUGAAUUUGAUUCCCUUGAAUCCAUUUCUUGUUUAUUGGACUCGUUGGAAAAUGACAGUUGGGAGGCUUUUCCUAUCUUGGCGAAAGUUAAAGAUUUGGGGGAAUCCUUUCAGGACUGUCGCUGGUCUUGGAUUCCAAGAUCAGCCAAUAUAGCGGCGGAUUCUCUAGUGUCGGCAAGUAAUCUGAAGAUGUGCAAUGUUAUAUGGGUCGACCAACCCCCAUCUUCAUUGGUGCAUGUUCUGAACAAUGAUGGUAACCCUGUCCUAAAAAUUUUGCAGAGUUGCUGCUUUCCAUGGAGCAGAAAAUGAGAUUGAAUCGUUUCUCCAAAUUUGUGGGUAAAUGAUAAGGUGUCUGAACCUGUAAAUAUCUUAAAUGCUCUAUGUCCAAUAGGGAGGAUCACCUUCUAUAAAGUGCAUCCAUUUUCAUCUGUCUAAGCUUGUGUGUUAUUUUUCUAUUAGCAAAGAUUUCAUAAUUCUUAUUGGAAAUCUUUCUUCUUCUACUUUUGUCAUCUUUUUUAGGUGCGUUAUUGUGCCAU